Messenger RNA from Diabrotica virgifera virgifera (western corn rootworm), 3345 nucleotides. Its product is annotated as collagen alpha-3(IX) chain-like. The transcript is spliced from 22 exons. NCBI's taxonomy places the organism in Eukaryota, Metazoa, Arthropoda, Insecta, Coleoptera, Chrysomelidae. The coding region runs from base 219 to 3230 and encodes 1003 amino acids. Gene Ontology annotation, biological process: endothelial cell morphogenesis; angiogenesis. The record is from RefSeq and is a predicted model, not a curated record.
CACCAUCUCUGGAUCUGAUGUUCUUGUUGCCGAUUUCAGUUUUAUUCUAGCUGUUUUAGUCAUUAGUAGUUAGAUUGCUAUUGCACUAGUUAUUUAGUUGUCGCAAUUAUGAGAUGUUCUACGAAUCGCGUGUACAUUAAUUGCUAAAUUUAGUUUAUAGGGAGAGAUUUUAAAGUAUGAUUUGUUGUGUGGUUUCUAAAAAAUAGUUGUGGUUUAAGAUGUAUAGAAAAUUUUUCGAGAGAUGGCGGCACUUAUUAUACUUAUUAGUACCUCUUUUAUUGGAUCUCAAGUACAUAGGAGCACAGUUAGAUGAAGAUGAAGAUAUUAGGCGGCCAUGUGCAGAUUUUAAAAUAGGAGACGAUGACUUGGAGGCAUAUGAUUUCAUCCGACGAUUUCGUCUUGAUCUUCUGAACACACCAUAUCCUGGUGUAUCUAGAGUUAGAGGAACCAAUCGUAUGCAAACAGCGUACAGACUUGAUAAAGAAGCAGACCUAACGGUACCAACAAGGAGAAUAUUUCCAUUGGGACUACCGGAUCAGUUUUCAUUUAUUUCGACAUUUAGGACUAAAAAACCACCAAGAGGAGUCUGGCACAUUAUUAGAAUCACAGAUGUGGAAUUCAGACCACAAUUUUUAAUAACUCUAAAUCCAAUUAACCAAACAAUUGAAUUUUCAAUUACAAAUUAUGAAGGAAGAUUACAGACUAUCCAGUUUGAUAAUGCAACUGUUUUUGACAGAAACUGGCACAAAAUUCAUUUUGGGGUCUCAAGAGAUUCUGUUAUGCUUUAUGUGGACUGUCGUAAAAUAUCACAAGAAGCUUUGGAGCCACGAGGUGCUAUCGAUAUAAACGGGAAGGUAUCUCUAUCAAAGUAUGAAAAUAGUACAGAAACAGUUCCAAUUGAUCUUCAAUGGAUGGUAAUGAGUUGUGAUCCCACCAGACCUGUCAGAGAACAUUGUACGGAACUCCCUAAGCCUUCAGUUAUUCCAAUACCAACGCCACCAAAACCAUAUCCAAAGUGUAACGUGGUUUGUCCAAGAGGACCACCAGGGUAUAAUGGAACGGACGGCCUACCAGGUCGAGAAGGCCCCAUAGGAGAACCAGGAUUAGCAGGACGAAGAGGUCUACCAGGUCCUAGAGGUGUAGGUGGCCUACCGGGCAGGCCAGGUUACCCAGGAUCUCCUGGUUUACAAGGUAUGCCUGGUAUAAGAGGACCUCAAGGAAACACUGGCAGUCCUGGAAAACCAGGAAAAGAUGGAACAUCUGGAGUCAAAGGAGACAAAGGGGAUCAAGGUUUUCCUGGACCGAAAGGUGAUCGUGGUGUAGACGGUAGUCCAGGUGCUCCAGGAAUAGAAGGUCCUCGAGGACUUAGGGGUCCUCCCGGGGAAACAGUUACAAACAAUGGCAAGGUUAUUGAAGGACCACAGGGACCUAUUGGACCUAGAGGACCUCAGGGUGUACCAGGACUUGAAGGACCAGUCGGUCCAAGAGGUCCUCCUGGAGAAAGGGGAUUUACAGGACGUAAUGGAACAGAUGGACGACCUGGACUGAGGGGUUAUAAAGGAGAAAGAGGAGAGCAUGGGAUACAAGGGGUACAAGGAUUUCCAGGACCUCCGGGACCUCCAGGACAACCUGGCAGCCAUUCUCAGACAAAAAAUAAUGAACCUACUAUUAUUCAAGGACCUCAAGGCCCUAUAGGACCGCCUGGAUAUCCUGGAGUUCCAGGAUCUGUAGGGCGUAAAGGAGAACAAGGAGAAAGGGGCGAACCCGGACUUAAAGGUACCAAAGGUGAUACUGGAUUACCUGGGGCUCAUGGGUUAGAUGGUGCACGAGGUCCAGAAGGAAAACAUGGACUACAAGGGCCUGAAGGUCUUAGAGGAGAACGGGGUUUCAUAGGACCUCAAGGAUUACCAGGACCACCAGGCCUUAUAGGUGUGCCGGGUCCUUCAGGCGUGCCUGGUCUAGCAGGUACACCAGGAGAAAAAGGUAACCAAGGAGAACCAGGUCCUCCUGGAACUGGAGGAUCGGCUGCCGGUGUUGGUGAGAAGGGAGCACCAGGACCGCCUGGUGAACCCGGGAUCAAUGGAGAAGAUGGAGAAAAGGGAGAAAGAGGUUUUCCAGGACUUCCUGGUCCACCAGGUCUAAUGGGACCUCCAGGCGUACAAGGAUCAGAAGGUUUACCAGGAAAACAUGGAGAGCAGGGGCCACCAGGUCAAAGAGGUGAACAAGGUCCUACAGGAACAACAGGACCUGCUGGUUCUCCAGGUAAAGACGGCGUUAACGGAUUACCAGGGUUAAUAGGAGACAAAGGGGACAAAGGAGAAAUUGGAACACAAGGACCCAUUGGUCCAAGAGGAUAUCCAGGCAAUCCUGGAGCAGCAGGAUUUCCAGGAGUAUCUGGACCUAUAGGCGCACCAGGUUUAGUUGGACAGACAGGUCCGCCAGGAUUACCAGGACCGCCAGGGCGACCAGGAGAGGCACUAGUUGGAAAUAUUAUUGACACUGGUAAAUCACCAGGAAUUCACGGUCCUAGAGGUUUUCCUGGACCUCCAGGAAUUCCUGGCGAAAGAGGUGCAGCUGGGGAAAGAGGACCAGCAGGUCCGUCGGGCGUUCCUGGACUGACGGGGAAAGAAGGUCCCACUGGUUUGCCAGGACCUCCCGGCCAAAGCGGUCAGCCAGGUUUGCCAGGAAUUCAGGGACAACCGGGAAGAAGUUUUACGGAAGCUGAAGUAAGAGAUAUAUGUGCAGCGGUUUUAAGAGAGAGAUACAAAGAACUAAUUUUGGGAUUAAGGGGAGCACCUGGCCCGAGAGGUAUUUUGAAACGUGGAUUUGUAGGAAAACCAGGAGCCCCUGGAAUCCCAGGUGAUUCUGGUCCUCCUGGACUACAAGGGGAGAUGGGUUUCAUGGGACUUCCAGGUCCUUCAGGACCGCCUGGUUCAAUUGGUCUCACAGGAGAACGAGGCGAGAAGGGAGAUAAAGGAUCUGAAGGAGUGGGAGUAGAAGGACCGAUUGGACCAAGGGGUGUGCAAGGUCCAAUGGGAGUUCCUGGAGUUGGGGUUCCAGGACCAAUGGGAGAGAGAGGAGAACCUGGAAGACAAGGUACUCCAGGACUAAGAGGAGCUCCUGGCGCACAAGGUCCUCCAGGCUAUUGCGAGUUCUGCAAUAACUAUAACGCUGCUGCUCAAAACUAUCAAGCCUAUAUGGCUAGUAGGGGCAACAACAAAGGCCCGUAAAUCACCUGUUUGUGUUCAACAAAAAGUAGUAAUUUUAAAGUAGUAAUAUUAAAUAAGAUUUAAGUUUAAGUACAUAUGUAUAUGAAUUAUAUCUUGUAAUAUAUUUUUUUGUAGA